AAAAAUUUGAUUGACCGUUUUUUGGAAGAGGAAACUUCAAAUUUGACAACAGAAAAGCAAGUAUCAACAGAAACAACAGAGAAGUCUGAAGACAUUUCCGAUUCAUUAAAAUCAGCCUGUCAUCAAUAUAAACGUGGACACAAAUCAGCUCUUCGACAAUUGGAAACAAAAGCACGCAACACACUUUUCUUCAUUUCUCCUCAAAUUACGCCUGAAAAUGUUUAUUCAAUUGCUGAAAAGAUGGUUAAAUUGUGUUUGGAAGAUGAGGCUCAAACUCGUUUUUUGGCUAAGGUAAUUCCAAUAGAAGAGACUUGUUAUGCUAGUAUGCCACAAAUUUUGUCAUCUCUUAGUGGAAUGCUUUCAAAACAUUUGGAAAAAUUUUCAAAAGAAUUUGAUUUUCCACCUUGUUAUGCAAUUGAUUUUAAAGCUAGAAAUACUCAAGCAAUUGAAAGACAACCAGUUUAUGAUGAAGUUGUUGCUUUAAUGAAUGAACAAUCUAAAGGAAGUAAAGUUAAUUUGACUAUGCCUGAUUUGUUAAUUGUUGUUCAUGCAAUCCGAACAGUUGCAUUUCUCUCAAUUAUUCGCAAUUAUGCCCAAAACAAAAAAUAUGUUUUGAGAAAGCCGCCACCAGCUGAAGAAAAUAAAGAAAAGAGAGAAAAAGUUGAGGAUGAUAAUAAAAUUGAUGGUGGGGAAAAUGAGGAUAAGUCUGAUGAAGGGGAAGAAGUUGUUAAAAAUGAAAAGGAGGAAGAGGUUGAGGGGGCUGGGGUGGAUUGA
Messenger RNA from Meloidogyne enterolobii, 774 nucleotides. The record is from the annotation of a GenBank genome assembly. NCBI's taxonomy places the organism in Eukaryota, Metazoa, Nematoda, Chromadorea, Rhabditida, Meloidogynidae.